Messenger RNA from Trematomus bernacchii (emerald rockcod), 3760 nucleotides. Its product is annotated as NLR family CARD domain-containing protein 3-like. Bases 171 to 3524 code for a protein of 1117 amino acids. The record is from RefSeq and is a predicted model, not a curated record. NCBI's taxonomy places the organism in Eukaryota, Metazoa, Chordata, Actinopteri, Perciformes, Nototheniidae. Gene Ontology annotation, molecular function: protein binding. The transcript is spliced from 11 exons.
AGACACAGGACUGAAGAGGAAGAGAUGAGCAGAGUUUCCUCCACACACGCAGGCGUCUAAAUUAACCUGAAGGGAAUUCAGCAGGUACGACUCUGCUAUGAAUCAGUGUGAGGACAAAAACCAGACCUGGACCUAGACACCACAACAGAUCCACUAAGAAUCUCCAGAGGAUGUUUGAACCUGCCGACGUCAAAGAUGGAUCCCACUCUGAUCAGAAAAUCCACCAUCAGAGACCAGACUCCCCUGUACCAAGCUGUUUGUCUAUGAAGAGUGAACGGUCUAUGCACCCACCAAUUAAGUUUGAAGAUGGAAAGCAUUCUGAUAGUUCACGGGGUCAACAUGAGAGACCAGACUCUCCUGGAAUCAGCUGUGAGUCCAUAGAGAGUGACUCGUCUAUGCACCCACCAAUGAAGUUUAAAAAAAAUGGAGAGCAUGAUGUUGGUCCAAGAGUUCAUCAGCAGAGAUCAGAGGGUCCUGGUGGUCAGUCUGCCCAGCAGCAUCAAACUGAUCUGGAUGCCAUAUUUAUGCUGCUGGAGGACGACAUCGUUACUUUUGUAAAGAACGAGCUGAAGAAGAUCAAGAAAGUCCUGACUUCAGGUUACCCAGAAUGCUUAGAGAGUCAGAGGGAAGAUGAGGAGGUGUUGGACUGUGAGGAUGAAGAGCAGAGGAGGAGCAGCAGAGGAGCAUUUCUGAACAUCUCACUGCACUUCCUGAGGAGCAUGAAGCAGGAGGAGCUGGCUGACCUUCUGCAGAGCAGAACUGCUGCUGCAGUCUGCAAACGUAAACUCAAAUCCACCCUGAAGGAGAGGUUCCAGUGUGUGUUUGAGGGCAUUGCUAAAGCAGGAAACCCAACCCUUCUGAACCAGAUCUACACAGAGCUCUACAUCACAGAGGGGGGGGCUGCAGAGGUCAAUGAGGAACAUGAGGUCAGACAGAUUGAAACAGCCUCCAGGAAACCACACAGACCAGAAACAACCAUCAGACAAGAAGACCUCUUUAAAGCCUCACCUGGAAGAGAUGCACCAAUCAGAGCAGUGAUGACAAAGGGCGUGGCUGGCAUUGGGAAAACAGUCUUAACACAGAAGUUCACUCUGGACUGGGCUGAAGGCAAAGCCAACCAGGACAUCCAGUUCACAUUUCCAUUCACCUUCAGAGAGCUGAAUGUGGUGAGAGAGAACAAGUACAGCUUGGUGGAACUUGUUCAUCACUUCUUCUCUGAAACCAGAGACGCAGGAAUCUGCAGGUUUGAUCAGUUCCCGGUCGUGUUCAUCUUUGACGGUCUGGAUGAGUGUCGACUUCCUCUGGACUUCCUAAACACUGAGAUCCUGACUGACGUCACAGAGUCCACCUCAGUGGAUGUGCUGCUGACAAACCUCAUCAGGGGGAAGCUGCUUCCCUCUGCUCGCCUCUGGAUAACCACACGACCUGCAGCAGCCAAUCAGAUCCCUCCUGAGUGUGUGGACAUGGUGACAGAGGUCCGAGGGUUCACUGACCCACAGAAGGAGGAGUACUUCAGGAGGAGAUUCAGAGAUCAGGAGCAGGCCGGCACCAUCAUCUCCCACAUCAAGACCUCACGAAGCCUCCACAUCAUGUGCCACAUCCCAGUCUUCUGCUGGAUCUCUGCUACAGUUCUGGAGGAGGUGUUGAAAACCAGAGAGGGAGGAGAGCUGCCCAAGACCCUGACUGAGAUGUACAUCCACUUCCUGGUGGUUGAGGCCAAAGUGAAGAACGUCAAGUAUGAUGAAGGAGCUGAGACAGAUCCACACUGGAGUCCAGAGAGCAGGAAGAUGAUGGAGGCUCUGGGAAAACUGGCUUUUGAGCAUCUGCAGAAAGGCAACCUGAUCUUCUAUGAGUCCGACCUGACAGAGUGUGGCAUCGAUAUCAGAGCAGCCUCAGUGUACUCAGGAGUGUUCACACAGGUCUUUAGAGAGGAGAGAGGACUGUACCAGGACAAGGUGUUCUGCUUCGUCCAUCUGAGCGUUCAGGAGUUUCUGGCUGCUCUUCAUGUCCAUCUGACCUUCAUCAACUCUGGAGUCAACCUAAUGUCAGAAGAACCAUUAAUGUCUCGUCAGCCUAAAGGUUUCAAGGCCAAAUCAACACUUUUCUACCAGAGUGCUGUGAACAAGGCCUUACAGAGUCCAAACGGACACCUGGACUUGUUCCUCCGCUUCCUCCUGGGUCUUUCAAUGCAGACCAAUCAGAAACACCUCCAAGGCCUGCUGACACAGACAGGAAGUGGCUCAGAGACCAAUCACAAAACAGUCCAGUACAUCAAUGACAUGAUCAGUCAGAAUCUGUCUCCAGAGAGAAGCAUCAACCUGUUCCACUGUCUGAAUGAACUGAAUGAUCGUUCUCUAGUGGAGCAGAUCCAACAGUCCCUGAGAUCAGGAAGUCUCUCCACAGAUAGUCUCUCUCCUGCUCAGUGGUCAGCUCUGGUCUUCAUCUUACUGUCAUCAGGAGAAGAUCUGGACGUGUUUGACCUGAAGAAAUACUCUGCUUCAGAGGAGGCUCUUCUGAGGCUGCUGCCAGUGGUCAAAGCCUCCAGGAAAGCUGUGCUGAGCAGCUGUAAGCUGUCAGAGAGAAGCUGUGAAGCUCUGUCCUCAGUCCUCAGCUCCCAGUCCUCUAGUCUGAGAGAGCUGGACCUGAGUAACAACGACCUGCAGGAUUCAGGAGUGAAGAAACUGUCUGCUGGACUUGAGAGUCCACACUGUGAGCUGGAAACUCUCAGACUCUCAGGUUGUCUGGUCACAUACAAAGGCUUUGCGGCUGAGGCUGAGGCUGAGGCUGAGCUGGACCUGAGCUACAAUCAUCCAGGAGUCUCAGGAGUGAAGCUGCUGUCUGCUCUACAGGAGGAUCCACACUGGAGACUGGAGACUCUCAGGGCUGACCAUUGUGGAGAGCAGUGGUUAAAACCUGAUGUGAAGAAAUAUUCCUGUGAACUCACACUGGACACAAACACAGCAAACAGAAACCUCAAACUGUCUGACAGCAACAGGGAGGUGACACGUGUGAGAGAGGAGCAGCCAUAUCCUGAUCAUCCAGAGAGGUUUAACAUCUGGCCUCAGCUGAUGUGUAGAGAAGCUCUGACUGGUCGGUGUUACUGGGAGGUCGAGUGGAGAGGAGAGGUCUAUAUAUCAGUGACUUACAGAGGAAUCAGCAGCAGAGGAGACAGUGAUGACUGUCUCUUUGGAUGGAAUGAUCAGUCCUGGUCUCUAAAGUGCUCUAAUGGAGAGGGUUACUCUGUCAGACACAAUAAAAGUAAAACAGUCCUGCCUCUCUCCUCCUCCUCCUCCUCCCCCUCCUCCCCCUCCUCCCCCUCCUCCUCCUCCUCCUCCUCCUCCUCCUCCUCCUCUGGUAGAGUAGCAGUGUAUCUGGAUCAUCCUGCUGGCUCUCUCUCCUUCUACAGGGUCUCCUCUGACACACUGACCCACCUCCACACCUUCAGAACCACAUUCACUGAACCUCUGUAUGCUGGGUUUGGGUUCUGGUCAGAUGACUCCUCAGUGUCUCUGAGUUCUCUGUAGGAGGAGACCACUUCCAGUCCUGCUGUAAUGUCCCUGGUCUCGGGGGACAUGGACAUAACAUGAGUGUAGCAAGAGAUAUCUUCCAGUCGUGUGUUUAAAAUGUUGGUAGUGAUCCGGCUACACUUUGGUUAACAUUUGGAUCUAUGAUUGUGCCUUUACGUGGAGGAGCAGCAUGUAGUUAUAAUGCUCCGUACAUCUGAAAAAACUCCCAGUAAUCAAGUGUCUCACACUUUUUG